Messenger RNA from Sitodiplosis mosellana (orange wheat blossom midge), 1580 nucleotides. RefSeq names its product glycoprotein-N-acetylgalactosamine 3-beta-galactosyltransferase 1 (gene C1GalTA). Gene Ontology annotation, cellular component: membrane. The coding region runs from base 157 to 1302 and encodes 381 amino acids. NCBI's taxonomy places the organism in Eukaryota, Metazoa, Arthropoda, Insecta, Diptera, Cecidomyiidae. Gene Ontology annotation, molecular function: N-acetylgalactosaminide beta-1,3-galactosyltransferase activity. The transcript has 8 exons. The record is from RefSeq and is a predicted model, not a curated record.
GGCGAGAAGAUCUGCAAAAGUUGUGAUUUUUCAAUAAAUGCAGAAUCAUCAGUUGUUUUUUUACACUUUGUUUUUGUGCGGCAUACUUUUGAGUUCAAUCAAAUGCAAUCAACAAAUAUAUAGAAUAGUGAAUAAUUAAACGCUAAGCAGUAAGAUAUGGGUACUCUAAAUGAAAUGAGCGGUGUUCGGAAUAUAACUAGUCGCAGAUCUCUGGCACCACUACUAGUUGGUAUUUUAGUGGGCUUUUUAGUAGCAACUGUAUUUAUAUCUGCCGAACCAAAUUCAAUAUGGUUGAAUUUUUCGGGUAGACGUAACGUUGAUUUACGUGAUCCCCAUACUGGAGGUGAUUUGGCAGAUGCAGAGGGGCCUGAGAAGGAUGUUGGUUCACAUGCAAAUCACGAAGGAGCACACGCACAUGAAAACAAAUCCGUCGCACAUCAAUUAUAUAAUGAUGUAAGAAUUCUUUGCUGGAUUAUGACAAAUCCAAAGAAUCACCAGAAGAAAGCACGGCAUGUUAAACGCACCUGGGGUAGUCGCUGCAAUCGCCUCUUGUUCAUGAGCUCAAUUGAAGACCCUGAGCUGGAAUCGAUUGCGUUACCAGUGAAAGAAGGACGUAACAAUCUGUGGGCUAAAACCAAAGAAGCAUUUAAAUAUAUUUACAAACACCAUAUGGAUGAAGCUGAUUGGUUCCUAAAAGCAGAUGACGAUACAUAUGUCAUAGUCGAAAAUUUAAGAUACAUGCUGUACCCAUAUUCGCCAACGUUCCCCAUAUAUAUGGGGUGUAAAUUUAAAACAUUUGUAAAACAGGGUUAUAUGAGUGGAGGAGCAGGCUAUGUUCUGUCAAAGGAGGCAGUAAAACGAUUCGUUGAAGACGGUAUCCCAAAUAAAAACAAAUGUAGACAAUCGGCUGAUGGCGCGGAGGAUGUAGAAAUUGGAAAAUGUCUUGAGAAAGUCAAUGUAUUCGCGGGUGAUUCACGAGAUAGUCUUGGCCGUGGACGUUUCUUUCCUUUUGUACCUGAACACCAUCUGAUUCCUGGACAUGUGGACAAAAACUUUUGGUAUUGGAAGUAUAUUUUCUAUGAAACGGACGAGGGUUUGGAUUGCUGCUCUGAUAAUGCUGUUUCAUUCCACUACGUAUCUCCAAAUCAAAUGUAUGUAUUGGAUUAUUUGAUUUAUCAUAUGCGGCCAUAUGGAAUUGUUUCGCAUUCACAACCAUUACCAGAGAAACUGCUCUUUUCCGAUAUAGCCGGUAACGAACAAAUUACAAUAACGAGCGAUAGCAAUAAAAACAAACAAAACUAGUGGACUAAGGAAUUCGGUCACAAAUUUUAUACCAAAGUAUAUAUUAUUAAUGAAGUUAUUGAUGAAAUCUCAAAUCACAAGUGUGAAACUCUGUCACGAAAACGAGAGGAAUAUUGAUUAAUUCUGUUUUGUUCAUUUGUUCUAAACACAGUGUGUAUAAUAAUUAUACUUUAAUUUAAUGAUGGAAGCAUGAACAAAUUCUCGAUGCCAUAGAGAAUCUACCAGUUUUUUUUUUGUUAAAAGGAAUGCGUGCAGAAAUAAACAAAAAUGAAACAGAA